Centruroides sculpturatus (bark scorpion) is the source of this 969-nucleotide messenger RNA. RefSeq lists its product as uncharacterized. The record is from RefSeq and is a predicted model, not a curated record. Gene Ontology annotation, molecular function: DNA-binding transcription factor activity; sequence-specific DNA binding; zinc ion binding. NCBI's taxonomy places the organism in Eukaryota, Metazoa, Arthropoda, Arachnida, Scorpiones, Buthidae. The transcript has 5 exons. Bases 60 to 773 code for a protein of 237 amino acids. Gene Ontology annotation, biological process: regulation of DNA-templated transcription.
UUUACAUUUCUUGCUCAUCGAAUUUGAUUGGAUUUUAAUCUUUUAAAUAAUCUACAAUCAUGGCAACUAUAGGACAAAUAGAAAAUUUUAGAUAUAUUAGAGGUAAAAAUAUCUCAUCCAUCUGUGUAUGUGGUAAACGUCAAGCGUGGACAGACUACUAUGGAGGUCCUGCUUGCAAAAAUUGCAUAGAGUUCUUUAUAUACAGUAUUAGAAUGAGGAAAGAUUAUGUCUGUGUUAAUAUGAAUGGUUUAUGUAAAACGGACGUGCAAGCAGAUGGAUUUAAAUGCGACUAUUGCCAUUUACAAAUAUUGUAUAAAAUUGCUCAAUUAAAACCUAAAAUGUAUGGAAGAUACGAAGAUCGAUGGUAUAUGAAAGAUAUGAUUCCUUAUUUACCUAGAAGAGAAGUAAACGGCAUUGAUGUUUUAAGAAUUUGUUUAGAAGAUGAAGAAAAUGAAUUGAACAUCAUGAGUGAUUUCAACAUAUAUUACUCAAGAUGUUGUGUCGUAUUACAUCGAACAAGAUGUACUGAAGAUAUUGGGUCAAUAGCCGCUAGAAAUUUAAUCAUGGAUAUAAUUACUGAAUCCUUACAUUGUCACGACGUCUUGAAGAGUUAUUAUCGGUUCAUUGAUCCCUAUAAAAUGAAAAGUUUAGGCUUUCACAAUAAACUAAUUCCACAUCUAGAAAUGACUCGUAGAUUUUUAGAAAUUGUUGAAGAUGACUACCCAACUCGAGAACAAAUCUACAAUUAUGUUUUUCUGGGCAUUCCUCCGUAAUAUAUGCAUGAAGAUAGCUAUGAGCUUCGCCAAAUUUUUCAUAAAUAAUAUAUUUUAUUUGAAACCAACAAAUGCUGCGAAAUUUGCAAUUCCUGGCAAGUUUCCUCGCCAUUUCUAAGUCUACAAAAAUAUAUUUUGAAAUUUAUUUUAGAAUAUUUUUUAAAUGAAUAAAGUUUUAUGACUUUUAUAUGUGAAA